Messenger RNA from Exaiptasia diaphana, 2046 nucleotides. Its product is annotated as AFG1-like ATPase. Gene Ontology annotation, cellular component: cytoplasm; mitochondrion. Bases 116 to 1810 code for a protein of 564 amino acids. The record is from RefSeq and is a predicted model, not a curated record. The transcript is spliced from 2 exons. NCBI's taxonomy places the organism in Eukaryota, Metazoa, Cnidaria, Anthozoa, Actiniaria, Aiptasiidae. Gene Ontology annotation, molecular function: ATP binding; ATP hydrolysis activity.
UGUUAUGUAAUCUUCAGAAACAUGGCCGCCCAGGUGAAGCUUUGAUUAUAUGUUUCUUAUCCAUUUUGAAAUAGACAGCCAACUUUCUUUAUUCUCAAGAGCAUAGAAUAGAGAAAUGUUUCACAGCAAAAUGUUGAAUAUUCGAGCAAACRUUCAGCGGAUCCCAACUUUGGUUUUGUUGAAAAAUCUCCGACGAUACAAUUCUAGUUUGUGUGAAGGACCUUUAGGAAUAUACAGUUCCUACCUUAACAGAAACAUCCUAAAACCUGAUGAACAUCAGCGACAAGCUGUCUUAAAGCUGCAGGAUUUGUAUGAUAGGGUAAAGCACUACGAUCCUCAAGAAUCGCAUCAAAAGUAUCAAGGUGCUGUCCCCAAAGGACUAUACCUAUAUGGUAGUGUAGGUAGUGGUAAAACAGCCUUGAUGGAUAUCUUCUAUGAUUCAAUACCCACAAAACACAAAAAGCGCGUCCACUUCUAUUCUUUCAUGCUUCAACUUUACUCUGAACUUAAUCGUUGGAACUUGUGCUGUUCAAGUGAUGAGAGUACCUUUGAUACCACACCUAUAGAAACCCUUGCCAACCAWUUAGCAGAUCAAGCCUGGUUGCUAUGCUUUGAUGAAGUACAAGUCUCUGAUUAUGGUGCAGUGCGUCUGUUGGAAGGGGUAUUUCAACAUAUGUUUGACAAAGGUCUUGUUGUGGUAGCAACAUCCAACAGGUCGCCUACUGAUCUAGGAGCUUCAUCAUUUGGCCGUGAAUCAGAAGCACAAGAAUCUAUUCUAUCACUCAUGGGUUUACUAAAGGAAAAUUGUGAUGAAGUUUCAUUGGAUACAGGUUUAGAUUAUCGAAAUGCACAAACACUUGGCAAGAAGACCUACUUUCAUCCACUCAAUGAGCAAACUGAGGAAGUCUUUAAUACAGCAUUUUGUGAAGCAGUUGGUCCUGGAACAAGACUUAAAAGAACAGCACUGCAAGUUUAUGGCCGCCAUGUUAUUGUGCCAAUAGCUUCAACAAAUGGUGUUGCAAGAUUUACUUUUGCUGAACUUUGUAAAGCUCCUCUUGGUCCUGCAGAUUACAUCACUAUCUGUAACGCUUAUCGCACCAUAUUUGUGGAGGGAAUUCCUCAGCUGAGCAUCUACCAAAAGAAUGAAGCCCGCCGGCUUUUAAGCUUUGUUGAUGCUGCAUAUGAAAGUAGGGUACAACUUUACUGUACAGCAGAGUCAGAACCAAAGGAACUAUUCCAGCUUAUUCCAAAAGAAAGUAAAUCUUCAUACAACGACAAAAUGCAUUUAGAGAUGAUAGGAGAAAUGGCAUACGAUCUACAACUAACCAAUCUCAACUUGAGGUCUCUGGGGAUUCUCACUGGUGAAGAUGAAAUCUUUUCAUUCAAGAGGUGUAUAUCCCGUUUAAAUGAAAUGCAGGGUAAUUUGUACCAGCACUGUCAGCACAGACAGCAGCAGUUUACUCCCUAUGUGGGCACAUCUGAAGAGCAGAAUGCUUCUGAACACCGUAGAAGGAAAAGGGAGCAUAAAAGGAAAGAAUAUUUAUUAGAAAAGGAUCAAGAAGAAAAUCAGAAUGAAUCUGAGGACCUUCCACGCACUCCACUAACGUCAGGAUCUUCGGACUGGGGGGAUGAAGCGAGUUACUUGUCAUGGAGUAAUGAUAUAAUGAGAAAGGAACUACGUGAUUUAGAAAUGGCAAAGGAUGAGAAAAGACGCAUGGUGUCCAGAAAGCAAGCUCCUAAGUUUAAUGAACAGCAUUUUUGGGGAUUUGGAUGGUGGGAAAACAUUGUUGGGCCAAGAAAAAACAAAUAAUUGAGUAUUUAAGUCUUUCACUACAUUGUCUCUAAUAAUCAAACAGAAUUUUAAUACAAAUAUUUUAACAUUUGAUACCAUACAUUUUGGCUUGAAAAUAAUUUCAAGGUGAUGUGCUACUGUAACAAAAUGUGAAUCUACAUUGUAUGUACAUGUACCAUAUAUGUAGUGUGUUAAAGGUUGUGUCUGGUGUUCCUAUUACAACAACUGACAAGAAAUAAACAAAUUGAAAACUA